Messenger RNA from Fonsecaea erecta, 909 nucleotides. RefSeq lists its product as hypothetical. The transcript has 4 exons. NCBI's taxonomy places the organism in Eukaryota, Fungi, Ascomycota, Eurotiomycetes, Chaetothyriales, Herpotrichiellaceae. The record is from RefSeq and is a predicted model, not a curated record. Bases 1 to 909 code for a protein of 302 amino acids.
AUGGCGACCCAGGGGACCUCAACUGCCCCGUCCACGACUCCGACACUCACUCGAGUUGAUGCCCGACACCCCGACACCACGGCGAACCUGGUGCAAGAGAUCCUCGAACGAGACGGUGCCGUCAUCGUGACGAACUUGAUCAGCCCUGAACAAGCCGAACAAAUCCGCCGUGAUCUCAAACCGCAUUUCGACGCCGACGGGGGCGACCAGAGCGGCUUCUUCCCGAAAACAACGCGGCGAGCUAUCGGUCUGCUAGGCAAGUCGCCCACGUGCGUGGAACUGGCGCUCAACCCGCUCUUCAGCGAGGUGGCGUCUCGACUGCUGACGUCCAAGUUCGAGUACUGGAUCGGCCAAGAGAGGCAGGUGGCCAUAUCCAAGCCUCAGAUCUCCAGCACGGUUGGGUUCCAGGUCAACCCGGGCAGUCGGCAGCAGGGCCUCCAUCGGGACGACAUCGACUACCACAUCCGGUCGGGACACGACUCUGUGCUGAUCGGGUGCGUGGCCGCAACUGUCAAAACCACGCGAGAGAACGGGGCGACCGUCAUCAUCCCGGGCUCCCAUCGCUGGAAGGAUGAUCGCUGCCCGUACGACCACGAGGCUGUGCCGGCUGAGUUGGAGCCGGGCGAUGCCACCAUCUUUCUCGGGAGUACAUAUCACGCCGGUGGUGCUAAUCAAACAACGGACCAGGUUCGGGAGACGGUCGGCAUCUUUCUCACUAAAGGGAUGUACCGCCAAGUGGAAAACCAAUACCUGACCGUGCCUCCCGCGGUGGCGUCCGCGCUGCCCACCAAAGCCCAGCGCCUGCUCGGCUACGGCGUGAGUCCGCCGUUCUGCGGCUUCGCCACCGACUACAAGGACCCCAUGCAGGGGCUGUUUGGGGUCGUGGAUGGGGAGACGGUCGUGCUUUGA